Molecule: messenger RNA, 1219 nt
Organism: Salvia hispanica
Lineage: Eukaryota; Viridiplantae; Streptophyta; Magnoliopsida; Lamiales; Lamiaceae
Product: putative prolyl 4-hydroxylase 10
Biological process (GO): peptidyl-proline hydroxylation to 4-hydroxy-L-proline
Cellular component (GO): endoplasmic reticulum
Molecular function (GO): iron ion binding; L-ascorbic acid binding; procollagen-proline 4-dioxygenase activity
Source: RefSeq, a predicted model, not a curated record
AUCGUACUCGUUCUUCCUAGCUCAAGGAUUUCGGAUUUCUACGUCUCCGUCGAAUCGAAUCAAUUCCUCUUUCGCAAUCCAGAUCCUAAUUAAUUCUGCACUCGAUCACCCAUGGCGGGGAAGGGGCGGCAGCACUACAGCAGCGCGCCGCGGCGCAAGACGGCGUCGUCCACGCUGGUGCUGUACGGGCUGAUUUUGUUGUCAUUGCUGAUUGUGAUUGUUUUGGCUUUCGGAAUCCUUUCCAGCAGCAGCAAUUCAAAGCAUAAAGCGCAUGACCUCAGCGUCAUUGCUCACGAUUCAUUACACGCACGUGGUGGCGAUGAGGAGAGCAAGGAUCAAUGGGUUGAAGUUAUUUCCUGGGAGCCGAGAGCAUCAAUUUUUCAUCACUUCUUGUCAAAAGAGGAAUGCGAAUAUCUAAUUAGUAUUGCUCAGCCUCAUAUGGAAAAGUCAACUGUUGUCGAUUCUGAAACUGGAAAAAGCAGAGACAGCAGAGUUCGUACAAGUUAUGGAACAUUUCUGACGAGAGGACGUGAUAAAGUUGUUCAGAGAAUCGAGAAAAGAAUUGCUGAUUUUACAUUCCUCCCUGUAGAGCAUGGUGAAGGCCUUCAAGUUCUUCAUUAUGAACCUGGGCAAAAGUAUGAGCCUCACUACGACUAUUUUCUUGAUGAAUAUAACACUCAGAAUGGUGGCCAACGGAUUGCCACUGUUCUAAUGUACUUAUCAGAUGUUGAAGAAGGAGGUGAAACUGUAUUUCCCGCUGCAAAGGGAAAUUUUAGCUCGGUACCCUAUUGGAAUGAGCUAUCUGAAUGUGGGAAAGGAGGACUUUCAGUUAGACCAAAAAUGGGCGAUGCGCUACUUUUCUGGAGCAUGAAGCCGGAUGCAACUUUGGAUUCAUCAAGUUUGCACGCUGGCUGUCCUGUUAUAAAAGGGAACAAGUGGUCUUCAACAAAAUGGAUUCGUGUUCAUGAAUACAAGGCCUGAUUCAACGCAUCAUCAUGCAACUGGUGACUGGUGGGUCAACGAUGAGGUUUCAACACUGCGUCUUCUUUGGGAGACAAUUUGGCAUUUAUGCUGUUGUUAUACUUUAAUUUAUUUUACACAGCUAACCUUUUUUUUUUUUUUUUCUGGGAACACCAUAAUACAUUUGUAUAAGGACUACGUUGUAACAACUUUUUAUAUGGAUUUGUGCAUUUAUGAUUUAACAACUCUCGAUGGUUUA